AUGUCCAAACCAACAAAAACCAAGAUGGGAAGUAAAAUGUUCAUCACAGCUCAUGAUAUCAUCACUGGUGAAAGACAUCAAAUUGUUGUACCAUCAUCAAGUGAUUUAAUUGUUCCUGUCGUUUCAGAGAAGGAGUAUGUGUUUGUGAAUUUGGACAGGGAAACUCACAUGAUUGCUGUGUUGAAUGAUGAAGGAGAGGAAAUUCACUUCAAGGUGGAGAAUUUAGCAGCCUACAAUCGAUUUAUCGAGACUCUUAAUCAAUACGAGAACAGUGGAGAUCAACGUACGUUAAAAGUGACCACAUAUUGUUCGAUUGGACUCGAAGGACCAAAGACAUUACAUGUUCAGGAUGAUGAAGAAGUUGAAGAAAAAUGA
Molecule: messenger RNA, 375 nt
Organism: Naegleria gruberi
Lineage: Eukaryota; Heterolobosea; Eutetramitea; Acrasida; Naegleriidae
Exons: 1
Coding region: 1-375 (124 amino acids)
Source: RefSeq, a predicted model, not a curated record